AUGGGGUUAUCUACUAUAUUACUGCAAAUAAACAAAAAGGGUAAGGUACAACCCAAACCCGUAGCUGCAGGUGAAACGGUGUCAAAGUAUGAUGGCAUAUCAGGACAGAGACAGGCAUCUAAUAGAGUAGACCGGCCAGUCGAUCCUGUCGUGGCUAGAUUAAAGGAAAAGCGACGAUUAGAGAAAGAAAAGGCGGAGCAAGAGGCAAGGUUGAAAAAAGGUUUACCUCCAAAAGCUCCAAAACUGUCGAGUAAGACUGCAAAGAACAUCCAGAAGCAAGGCGAACGAGAACCUAGAACCUCACGAAAAUCCACCCCUGUAUCCUCAGCACCUUCCAUUCCACCUCCACCUUCACAAUCAUUGAAACCAAAGAAGAAAAUGAACUUUAGCGAGUUGAUCAAAAAAGCGUCCAAGAUUGAUCAAGAUAAGCUUUCAAUAACUUUUCCAUCCAAGAACAAGUCACCAGAAGCAAGUGGUUUAAAACCACAUAAUCCUAAUAAAACAAAUACAACUGCAACUAAACGUGACAUUAAAAAGCCUUCUCCGGCUCCUCCUAAGAAAGUGGAUAGUAGACCUAGUCCUCAGCAGGAAGUAAAACAGAAUAUUAGAGCACCUUUACCUGUAAGACAGCCGUCUGCAAAAAUUCAAGAGAAAUUAAAAGAAAAGAAGGAACAACACAGAAAACACAAGUCGCGUGAAGUGCAUGAAGUUGAGGAUGACGAUGACGAUGAACUAUCCUCAUUCAUAGCUUCCGAUGAGGAAGAAGAAAUAUAUGAAGGAGAUGGUGGAGAUUAUGAUAGAGAUGAAAUUUGGGCUAUUUUUAAUAGAGGGAAAAAACGGUCACAUUAUGAUAGAUAUGAUUAUGAUUCAGCAGACGAUAUGGAAGCGACAGGUGCUGAGAUCUUGGAAGAAGAAUAUAGAUCAAGGAGAAAUGCAGAAUUGGAAGAUCGUAGAGAAUUAGAAGAAGAAAAACGUUUGGCUUCGCUUAAAAGAGCUAGAUUAUCAAAGAGAUCUUAG
Hemisphaericaspora subhashii is the source of this 1017-nucleotide messenger RNA. RefSeq lists its product as uncharacterized. The transcript has a single exon. Gene Ontology annotation, cellular component: nucleolus. The record is from RefSeq and is a predicted model, not a curated record. Gene Ontology annotation, biological process: nucleosome assembly; regulation of DNA-templated transcription. NCBI's taxonomy places the organism in Eukaryota, Fungi, Ascomycota, Pichiomycetes, Serinales, Debaryomycetaceae. Bases 1 to 1017 code for a protein of 338 amino acids. Gene Ontology annotation, molecular function: histone binding; DNA binding.